This is a messenger RNA of Calliphora vicina (urban bluebottle blowfly), 2649 nucleotides long. It is a transcript of the gene Mcm10, whose product is annotated as minichromosome maintenance 10 homolog. The record is from RefSeq and is a predicted model, not a curated record. The transcript has a single exon. Gene Ontology annotation, cellular component: nucleus; nuclear replication fork. Gene Ontology annotation, biological process: DNA replication; DNA replication initiation. Bases 51 to 2468 code for a protein of 805 amino acids. Gene Ontology annotation, molecular function: single-stranded DNA binding; DNA replication origin binding. Lineage: Eukaryota; Metazoa; Arthropoda; Insecta; Diptera; Calliphoridae.
UGGCAGAAACCACAUUUAUUAUAUGAAGUUAUAAAUAAACAUUGGUAAAAAUGACUCCUCAAGAGAAAAAUAACGAAGAAUCGAUUGAUGAUGAUGCUGAAAUUAUGGCUCUGGAAAAAAUUCUCGCCGAAGCUGACGAACGAGAAAAUAAAGUUGAGCAGGAAAAUCCUUUGCCUCCAAAAAUCAAAGAGAAACCACGACCUCAAUUAAAAGAAGAUAAUACAUUUGCAGAAGCGUUUGGUUAUGAAGUGGACAAGAAACUGGCAAAAGAAAUUGAAAAACAAGUGGCUAGUAAAACUGAAGAACUAGAUUCAUCCGAUGAUGAAGAAAUUAAAAAUUUCUUAGAACGUAAGUACAAUGAAUAUGGCUGUGAUGUAAAUAAAAAACUAAAACAACAAAAGCAAGCGGCAAAAGAAGCAAAGGCUGACUAUGAAGUAGACAAGUUCCUGAAGGAAGACAAAAAAAAUGGCGCAUCUGAAGGUGGUUUGUCUAUGCAUGUUAAAAAUCCACAUAAUCCAACUAAGAGACAAUCUCUUAUAAGUCACACAUUUAAAAAGUUGCCGGAAUCAAAGACAGCAGUUAGUGAUAAUGGAGAAAGAAAGUCAGUCCACACAACGGCAGCCCACAGUUCUAUUUACACCGAUCCAGUGUUCGGUUUACGUAUGAUAAAUCCUUUGGUAUCCAGCACUAUGCUUUCAGAAAGAAUGAAUGGCCGCAAAUCGGUGGCAUUCUCUGCAGUAGCUUUUCAUACCCAAAGAGGCGACCUUUCUAAGGAUUGGGUCAUUGCCGGCGUUAUUGUGCACAAAAGUCCCGUUCAGAAGAGCAAGAAAGGUCAAAGCUUCUCUAUUUGGCGUUUGUCUGAUUUGAAAGGCGAAAUCAAGACACUGUCAUUGUUUCUUUUCGGCGGAGCCCAUAAAGACCUAUGGAAAACUGCACAGGGCAUGUGCAUAGCAGUUCUGAAUCCCACAAUAUUCGAAAAACGAGCCGAGAGUAAAGACGUCGCUUGCCUGUCAAUAGACACGGCGCAGAAGGUAAUGGUGCUGGGACAGUCGAAAGAUUUGGGAAAUUGCAAGGCGACUAAACGCAAUGGAGAAAUUUGCAACGCCAUAGUAAAUCUCAGUGAAUGUGACAGCUGUAUAUUUCAUAUGCAACAAGAGUUUGGUAAGAUGUCGAAACGUUCAGAAUUGCAAUCGGCUAAUGCUGGAAGAGGUUUAAAUGAUUUGCGCAAUAAGGUACUGGGUAAAAGCGAAGUUUUCUAUGGAGGACAAUCUUUUUCAGCAGUGCCAGCUAAAAAAAGUGCAAAAUUAACUCAAAAGGACAAUUCUAGAAUUAGUUCAUUAUCAGAGUAUGGCGUAUCUCCUUUUGCUAGUAGUAUUAAUCAUGCCUCGAAGCCGAAGGCUAUGGACGUAGCUAGUGUUCCAUAUGCAUCUCGAGAGGGUCCUGUUUCUAGAAUAGCCGGCAAUGUCGAAGCUUCUGUCAAGCAACGGAUGAAAGAUAUAGAAAGACUAAAGAUUCUGCAGGCAGAAUCUGAUAGAAAAUCCAGCAGCUUAGAACCAAAUAAUUCAAUUACACCCACCACACCUCAAGCUCAAAAAACUAGAGAUUCCAUAUUUGCAACAUCACAAACAUCCACACCUUGUUCGAGUUCAAAAUUACCAGCACCAUCUAUUUCAACGCCGUCUACAAGUUCAGCAAUACCAGAGAAAUUUAAAAAUCGUGAAUUUUCUUUUUCUUCAACCUCGAAAUCACCGCAAUUAUCCAAAGACAACUUUAGCAUAGAAGUGAAUAUCGGUGAUCGAAGAGCACAUUUUGCAAAAAUGAAAGCACUAGAAGUGCUAAAGAAAAAACCCAUAGAAAAGGUAAAUCCAAAUUCUACACGAGGUACGCAAGGCGGUAAACGCCGUGCCAUCGAUGAUUUGAAUGAACAGUUUAUGUCACACGAAUCAAAAAAACAAAAAAUAGAAGAGGAACAAAGGGAGCAAGAUCGCAAAACUCGUAUACAACGUAUUAUGGAUGCCUCUUCAUCACACACCAAUCUGGUUGAUAUGCGUGAGCGUGAGGAACAAGAUAAAUACUUUAGUAAAUUAGAAAAGAAGGAGGCUUUGGAAGAAAAAAUGUUAAAUACCUUUAAAAUGCCCUGCAAAGCGGUCAUAUGCAAGAUCUGCAAAUAUACUGCCUUCUCUGCGUCGGAUCGUUGCAAAGAAGAACGCCAUCCCUUGAAGGUGAUUGAUGCCGAAAAACGUUUCUUCAAAUGUAAAGAUUGCGGCAAUCGCACAGCCUCCGUCUUCAAAUUACCCAAAGUAAGUUGUAAAAAUUGUCAAGGUUCUCGCUGGGAACGUUGUGCUAUGAUACGCGAGCGCAAGGUGUGCGAUGGCACUGAAGGUCUCUCUCUGCGCGGUGACGAAGAAUUGUUUAUUGGUUCAGUCGCGGGCAAAGCCAAUUUAAAUUUAGCCGUUCCAGAUGAUUAAUUGUUAUUUCGGGUGCUAUUUUAGGUAAAUUUUGAAUUGUAUUAUUUACGUUUUUUGUUCUCUAGAUAUUAAUUGUACUUUUAUUUUAACCUAACUUUGAAGAAAUAAAUAAUUAUGGGCUAGUUUUUGGGAUAAAGAUCUAUAUUCUACGUUCUUUGUUUAAACCUAGCUUUAACUAAAA